GUGUGAAUCUUCCUAAUCGUAAAAAUUUAUGGCUGUCGUUCACAGGUGAUUACGAAAGUAAACGUUGGGGGAUUUGAUUUGAAAUAAGUGCAAUGACGCGAGAUGGGCGUCAAGGAUCUGUGGAAUAUUUUGUCGCCUUUGUGCGAGAGGAAGCCGCUGUACGAGCUGCAGGGAAAAACCAUCGCGAUCGAUUUAAGCGGAUGGGUCGUGGAAACCCAAACGAUCACCGAUAAUGCGGCUCAACCGAGGAUGUAUCUCAAGAACUUGUACUUCCGUACGGUGUUCCUUCUUAUGCAUGAGAUAUUUCCAGUAUUUGUAUUAGAAGGAAAAGCACCUAUCAUAAAACAUAAAACUAUUGCAAGAAGAAACAACGUUCGUAAUGGAUUUCAGGAGAAGACCGUUAAGAAAGGUGGAAGAACCCAGUUUAAUCGAGUUCUAAAAGAGUGCAAAGAAUUGUUAAGAUGCAUGGGUAUUGCUUGUGUACAGUCUGAGGGUGAAGCGGAAGCUAUGUGUGCUUACUUAAAUGAAGAUGGGCUCGUGGAUGGAUGUAUAAGCCAAGACAGUGACUGUUUCUUAUACGGGGCGAAAGUAGUGUACAGAAACUUUAAUAUUAGCCAUGGACAUUGUGACGUGUACAGUAUGGAAAAAAUAGAGAAGACGUUGAACAUAGGACGAAGUAAAAUGAUAGCUUUAGCUUUGCUAUGUGGCUGCGACUAUGAUGAGGGAGUAAAGGGUGUUGGAAAGGAAGCUGCUUUAAAAUUUUUCAAGACUGUGAGAGAGAAGGAUGUCUUACAAAGGAUUCAAGAUUGGAGAACUGACAGAAGUUUGGACAGAGCUGAGUCAAAUUUGUUAAAUCCAAAUUUAUGUACAUCGUGUGGUCACCCAGGAAAAUUGCAAAAGCACACAAAAUCGGGUUGUGCUGAUUGUGGAACUAUUAGGAAAUGUAAUGAUGAUUUCAGGGAAAAGAGGGCAUUGAUAUUAAAUGAGGUAUCGUUAAGAAAGAAGGCACUCCAAGAUGAAAAUUUUCCAAACCAAGAAUUGAUAGAUGAAUUUCUUAUCAGAAAGGAUUCAGUUCCAACUAAAUUAGAUAUAAAAUGGAAACAACCUCAAAUCAAACAAUUUAUUGACUUUAUGAACAAAUAUCUCUGUUGGGAACCACAAUAUGCGUUCGAAAAAAUAUUUACAUUAACUACUAGAUGGCAGCUCUUACAUCUACCAGAUCUUACACCUGAUGAACGUUUCUCCAUGACAGAUUUAUUUAUUCCUGACAAUAUAAAAAAGAUACGUAAUAUUAAAUCUAUAGCCAGUUACGAAAUUAUAUGGAAGAAAGAGCAUACUGUAAUUGAAAUGCUAAAUGAAUAUAAAGAGCAAACAAGAGAGAAUGGUGAUGAUGAUGCUGUAGAUGAUAGUUUACUAACAAGUAUUGAACCACAAGACUUGGUUCUAAAGUGUUACCCAGAAUUGGUUGAGGUAUAUGAAAAUACUAGGAACGCAAAAACGAAAAGAAAACCUGCAAACUCUCGGAGGAAAAAGGUUACAAUUGAUAAUAAUAAAGAUACUGAAACAAGAGAUACUACAAAAUCAAAGCAAAAGAAAGUAAAGAAGAAAAUAGAAAAAAAUAAUAGGAAGAUUGAUGAAUUUAUAUCUGGAAACCAUGCAAUGUCCUUAGAGGAGUCCUUUGAAAAAAUGAAUAUUACACCAAAUAUUACACCAAAAAGAUCAAAGCGAGAAAAUAUUUCGAGUAGAGUGAACGAGUUAAAAAUAAGUGAUGUACCUGAAGAUGCUGCAAUCAUGAACAUAAAACAAAUGAAACGUGGGCCACAAUUUAAAAGAGUUCUGGAGGUAGAAAAGUUAAAUUCAAAGCAAAAUAACACGUAUGACAAGGUGUUUAAUGAUCUCUCUCCUGAUGACUUUAUGAGCGAAAAUGAAGAUAAUGAUAUAGAUGUAACACAUGUGAUAGAAAAUAUAUGUGGCAAACAAACUUUCCAAUUUAGUAUAACAAACUGCCAAUCUACAGAAUCUACUAGCCGGUCUACAGAAAACGUUAUACAAGGAUGUACAAAAAUUGAUGAAUUUGAACCUGUGACAUACACUAGAGAAGAUUAUGUUCAUACACAGGAUGAAAAACGGAAACCACGUAACUCUGAUGAUGAAUUUGGCGAUAUUAAUGAAUCAUAUAUUCCUAUUAAUCAAAGAAUACAGAUAGAACAAAACCGAAGGUUUUUAUCGACGCACAAUCAAAUGAAAAAGAAACUUAGCUUUGAUUUUGAAAAUAUUAUGGACCAAACUAAUAACGAUUUUGAAAGUAUUAUGGAUCAAACCGAAAACGAAACCAUAUGUUUAGAUACGUGAUAUUAUAUAAAGCAUGUACUUUUUAAUUAAAGUUUUUAAUUUUUAAGAAGAAAGUUUUUA
This is a messenger RNA of Temnothorax curvispinosus, 2412 nucleotides long. RefSeq names its product flap endonuclease GEN (gene Gen). The transcript has 6 exons. Bases 103 to 2352 code for a protein of 749 amino acids. Lineage: Eukaryota; Metazoa; Arthropoda; Insecta; Hymenoptera; Formicidae. The record is from RefSeq and is a predicted model, not a curated record. Gene Ontology annotation, molecular function: four-way junction DNA binding; 5'-flap endonuclease activity.